This is a messenger RNA of Oppiella nova, 476 nucleotides long. Lineage: Eukaryota; Metazoa; Arthropoda; Arachnida; Sarcoptiformes; Oppiidae. The record is from the annotation of a GenBank genome assembly.
CGAUUGACGUGAAUGUGAAACACUUGAAAAACUUUUUGAACAGAUUUUUGUAUUUUCUGUAAUUGUUAUGAUUUAUUAGAUUUAAUAAAAGUGUCGAUUCAAUGGAAAGCCCUUUAUUUCCGACACAAGUAUUCAGCGAUGACUUUGAGUCAGUCUAUGAGCCAUCGGAGGACACAUUUGUGAUGAUGGAUGCCAUCCAACAGGACUUACCACUCAUCCAACAAAUCAAGCCAUUGGUAUGCGUUGAGGUGGGCUGUGGUUCUGGUGCUGUCAUCACAUCCCUGGCCAAGGCCACAGACUUCAAUGGAAAGGCAUUAUCGACGACAAGAAAGUGUGGAUCAGUUAAUGGUGUCGAGGGAUGCGUUCAAUUAGUCCGCACUGAUCUGACACAAGCCAUUGAAAGCCGAUUGUCUCAUAGCAUUGAUCUACUUCUGUUCAAUCCUCCAUAUGUGCCAACACUUGCACAAGAAGUCUGA